AUGUCUACCCAGGUUCCCCAUACUGCGGUCAACAACAAUGCUGGCUACCAAAAUGGAGUUUCGACUUACGUUCAAAGUGCACAAGGCAACGGUACUCCUCGAGGUAACACCAACUACCAGCAGGCCAUCUACCAGAACGACGUGGUCAAGAAUGGCAACACCGGCGGCCACGACUACUUCCGCUUCAAGACUCCCCCCCCGGUCAUCCAGCCUCUGGUCUUGGAUGUGCCCAAGAAGACGAUUGAGCUGUUUGCCGCCCCGACCAAGGAGAUCAUGGCUCAACGCUCUGUUAUGCUGAACCGCAUCGUCGGAGAGGACGGCCGUCCCACUUUGGAGAGCCUCAUGGAUCCCGAGAAUUUCCCUUUCAUCGAGCCGGCUAUCGUGCAGUCUGCCCCCAAGGAUUACGGUGUCGUCCACCUCAAAAACAUCCCGUACAACAGCAGCCGAGCUGAGAUUGUGGCCUUCCUUGGUCGCAACUCCCGAAUCCUGAAUGACAACGAGGAACCUGUCCACAUCAUUAUGGAUCGUGUGACGAGCAAGACCAAUGACGCCUAUGUCGAGUUUGUGACCCUUGAAGAUGCCAUCAAUGCGGUCAACCGCAUCAAGAACAACAUGCUCAAAGGUCGUUGUGCGCGGCUGGGAGAGAGACCCGUUGACAUCGAGGUCUCCAGCCAGAGUGCUUUGAUGAAGGAUCUCUUUCCCAUUGCCCGUGGCCUACGGUGGAAUGGCUCUCGACCCGAGUUCAAGCAGCCCAAUCCCAAGGAGCCCUGGGAUAAUUUUAAGACCUUUGUCACGGCCGAGGAGAUGUGCAUGCUGGUCAAGCACGUUGAAGUUCCGAACCGCGUAACUCACAUUAUUCCAUCACAGUCCCCGUUCUCUCGCGACUGUCCCGAGCGCGCCUAUGAGUGCCUCAUCAGCACCAUCAAGAAAAUGCCCUGGUACACGACGGAGUGUAUCACCAUCAAGCAGCGUCACGACAUCUACGAGGCCUGUGCCAAGCUCAUUGAGAACCUGAAGAUGAAUAUCCACGACGGCAGAUCUCCCGAACGCCUCAACGAAACUUUGCAAAAGCGCCUUGUUCAGGCUGCCAUGCUUUGCCCCGGCUUCACUGUCGUCCAGAAGGACAGCAUUGCUUCGUUGGUUAACAUGCCCGACAUGGAGCUCCGCAGCUUUAACAUGCCGCGAUAUCCCGACCUUUGGACCCACCAGUACACUCUGGGACCUAAGCCUGGUAUUCCGUUGGAUGUGCUCGAGUACUACAUUGCCAUCAUCCGCGAAGAGACCACCCGCGCCUUUGCCACCCUGAGCAUCCGCGAGAAGCAAAGCCUCUACAGUCGAGGUAACAACGGCUACUGGGGUUUCUUCUGGCGCGAAAUUGCCUUCCCUACCGGCGAGACCUUCGACGAGCUGACUCUAGCUGAGGCUGCUGAGAUGGAGUGGGACACGAUUGACCGCAUUAUCCGCCGUGCUGUUGAUAUCGCCUACGGUGGUACUGGUUCCGAGUACAGCCCUCGUAAGGGAAAGGAGCCGCUCCAGAUCACUGAUGGCUCGACCAAUGGCAAUGGCUUGAUGCUUCAGGGCGCCAACGGGGAUGGUGUCUCUCUUCACUGGUAGAGGCGAGCCCGAUCCAACAAUGAACUGCCGGCUCUCUGCUGUCUAGUUGCUGGUCGCACAGCACCCGUUCCUUCCUCAGAGGGAAUCAUCAUCUUUGGCAUCGCUGAGACCGUUGAGAAGACUCAAUCUUCUGAGCAUGAGCUCAGUGCUCUUCGCCAACUGGAUAGGCCUUCUGGAUGGGGAUAGAUUUAGAGACGCUGGCUUGGGACGGCGAGAAAAUGUUGCAACGGUUGGAAUGGUGUGGUGGACGUUGAUUGCUUGAUUCUUUUCGUUUUCUCCAGGCUCACUGCCUCCGGUCGUUGGCAGCUCCUAUCUCCUGGCUGAGAUGUUGAGCACCAUGGUGAUGCCACCACGGAAUCUGGAAAGGAUAAACGACAAUCGAUACUAUUUUCUUGCUUGGGCAUGAUUACUUACAUCUACCGUUUAUGUGCUGUGGAACGGCAGGGUCAGGGUGAAAUACCCAAUGGUGGCUCUCUGCCUUCUAGAUGGGUUUCAGGGC
Pseudomassariella vexata is the source of this 2113-nucleotide messenger RNA. RefSeq lists its product as uncharacterized. The record is from RefSeq and is a predicted model, not a curated record. Gene Ontology annotation, molecular function: nucleic acid binding. NCBI's taxonomy places the organism in Eukaryota, Fungi, Ascomycota, Sordariomycetes, Amphisphaeriales, Pseudomassariaceae. Bases 1 to 1614 code for a protein of 537 amino acids. The transcript is spliced from 4 exons.